Molecule: messenger RNA, 1445 nt
Organism: Salvelinus namaycush (lake trout)
Lineage: Eukaryota; Metazoa; Chordata; Actinopteri; Salmoniformes; Salmonidae
Exons: 8
Coding region: 7-1077 (356 amino acids)
Biological process (GO): immune response; cell surface receptor signaling pathway; cellular response to lipopolysaccharide
Cellular component (GO): external side of plasma membrane
Source: RefSeq, a predicted model, not a curated record
UGGAUAAUGGCACUGUUUCAGUCACACGGGUUAUCAAUACUUCUGUUGCUCAUCACAACACAGUCUGCUGGAGCUGAGUCUUGUUCUCAUGUAGAGGCGCCACAAUUCAUCACAGCUACUCAGGAAGAGGUAGCUGUCCUCCCCUGUUUCACAUCAAUUCGCAUAGAUUCAGCAACCAGAGUGAAAUGGACAAAACAUUCACCUAAACCUGAGGACAUCUUGGUGUGGCCUGAUGAUCCAUCUGUGGCCCAUAAAUCAGAACGUGUGGCCUUCGAGUCGGGAGCGGAUGGUGUGGUGGCUGGAAACCUGUCCCUGUCUCUAAGAGAUGUAAGGAAAUCUGACGAAGGGCUUUAUAGUUGCAAGGUCUGGCAGGUAUGGAGCUGUGUCUUGGUGAAAAACAUCACUCUAAAAGUGAAAGAAUGCAAAAUCCUACCUUCAGUUAUGGCAGCACCCAACGGAAUAGCUACCCUGCCUUGCCUGUUGAACAUGACAACAGGAAAGCCCCAAAUAUCAUCGGUGUCCUGGGCAGAGAUCAAGGGAGACAGUGAGAUCCAAAUACUUCAAUACCCUACAGAUAUCUCCAACCAAACAUUCCUAGGAAAAAGAGUGAGCUUUGGAGGGAAUCUCAGUUCAGGAGAUGCAUCUUUGGCUUUCUCCAUGGUGGAGUACAGUCACAGCCAAUGGUACAGAUGUAGGUUGCAGAUGGGACAAAAUGAACGCUGCUUUGAGGUCAAGCUACAGGUUAAAGAACAGGGAGAGGAGAACCUGGUUGUUAGGACUUUCACCACAACUGAACUAGCAAACCCUGCAGUUACUGCCAGUCAGAGUCCAGAAAGAGUUGCGACUACUACAGUUGGAACGGCUACUAUAGCGGCUUCAUUCAUGUGUGUGAUUGUCAUAAUGGCUCUUACGCUGGGAUUGAUCAUUUGCCUCAGACGCCGCAGACACUCCGAUGAAGAUGAGUCUAACUGUAAUACUUAUGAAGAUGUACAAGACCCUGAAAUGGGAUCCAAUUUUCUGUAUUCACUUGCAGAGUUUGACCAGAAGGACAACCUAUGCACUUUUCAAUGCCAGUGAAAAGAAUAAUCCUCUUUCAGUCAACACACCGUGUCUUACUGAACCAUCCACAAAACAUCUGGAAAUGCUUUUUUAUGAUAUUCACACACUUAUCUUUCAACCCCUGGUAUAGCCUACAUAGUAUUACACAAUAACAAUCUUAGUUGUGAAAUAAUCAAAUGGAUGAGGUGACCAAUUGUAUUUAGCUUGAUUUGAUUGGAUAUAUUCCUUUAUUUGUGACCCCACGGUGGAACUUGUGCUGAUGCUUUUCUACACCACAGGAUGUGUAGUUGGGAGCUGUUCCAGACAGAGACAUGCUGUUCUGGGGGUUUUACUUGUAUUGCUAAUGCUCACACACUGCCAUCCUGAAUUAAAUAAACACACGUAUC